ACCCACCACCACCCCACAAAAACCCAUCCAAAACCCACAAGUUCUACAAGUCUCAUGGCUCACACGCAAGCUAUCAGAUGGACCAAGGUCGAAGACGUGGAAGAGAAGCACAUCCAGGAGUUGGGAGAAUACGCCGUGGAGGAGCAGAACAAGAAGGAAAACUGGAACCUGGCAUUCGAGAAAGUUUCUAUGGGGUGGUUUCAGCACCUGGCAGGAAACAUUUACAAACUCCAUAUCAAAGCCGAUCUCGCCGGCACCUCCGGCGACUACGAGGCAAUUGUGUGGAAGAAGCAUAAUCAGUGUAAUGAGCUGAUGUCCUUUCAGGAGCUUUAAGGUGUGAGCGACCAUGGAACUAAAGAUCCUCGUUUACCAUAAAUAAAUAAAGUCCUCCUAUAUAUUGUACCAAAAUAAACUCCUAGGGUGGAAGGAGACUGGCGAGGAAUGGUUGCUGUAAUGUAAUAAGAACAGCUUGAAUAUAUCAAGUCUUAGAACAACUACUUAAAUACAUAAAUUUCACUCUGUCGAUCGAUCA
This is a messenger RNA of Vitis vinifera (wine grape), 532 nucleotides long. Its product is annotated as cysteine proteinase inhibitor 8-like. The coding region runs from base 55 to 333 and encodes 92 amino acids. Gene Ontology annotation, molecular function: cysteine-type endopeptidase inhibitor activity. The record is from RefSeq and is a predicted model, not a curated record. The transcript has a single exon. NCBI's taxonomy places the organism in Eukaryota, Viridiplantae, Streptophyta, Magnoliopsida, Vitales, Vitaceae.